AUGGAGAUCCAGUUUAACGGCCACCAUGCUUUAUUUGUCCGUGUGGGCCCGGAGUAUCGGGAGCAGCUGUGCGGGAUGUGUGGGAACUUUAAUGGGGAUCGCAGGGAUGAUAAAGUCCUGCCCAAUGGGGAGAAAGCCCAGGACGACGCAGAGUUUGGGAAUGCCUGGACCUCUGACAUCAGUCCCUCAAGGUGUAAAAAUGACACUGGCAACGCAGAGGCAUGUACAAAACUGAAUGAGUUCCAGCAGCUGUGUGGGAUCCUAAUGAACCGCUCCGGGCCUUUUUCUGAGUGUCACUGGCACGAGAGCCCACUUCCUUACUAUGAAUCCUGUGUCUAUGAUCUCUGCCAGUAUGGCCUGGGCAAUCACAUGCUGUGUGCAGCUGUCGAACCCUACGAUGAGAUGUGUGCCUUUCACGGUGUGAAAGUAGCCAAGUGGAGGCAAGGGCUGGGCUGUGGUGUCACCUGCCCAGCCAACACCUAUUUUGACUUCUGUGGCCCUCCCUGCCCUGCCUCUUGCAUCAGCCUUAAUUCAUCCAGCCAAUGCACCAAGCCCUGCAUGGCGGGAUGCUUCUGUCGGGAAGGAUAUGUUCUGGACGCUGGACGCUGUGUGCCUGUGAGCCGGUGUGGCUGCAUGUUGAAUGGUCAGUAUCACCAGCUGGGAGAGGAGGUGAUCCUGACAGACACCUGCCGCAGGAAAUGCAGCUGCCGGAAGCCUGCCCAGCCCAUGCAGUGCCAGGAUCAUGCCUGUGGGGCUCUGGAGAUAUGUAAAAUUGUGGAGGGCGUCCGAGGCUGCUACCCUGUAAAAUUUGGUGCCUUAUGGGUGUUUGGCCACCCUCACUAUCACAUUUUCGAUGGACUUGCUUUUGACUCUAAAGGAACCUGCAAAUACACCCUGAGCAAGUACUGUGGCCCCCCGGGAAAGCUCCCUGACUUCACUGUCAAAGUGGAAAAUGAGCACAGGGGCUCCAUCACAGAGUCCUGGACACGCCUGGUGGAGCUGGAUGUCUACAGGGAGCAUAUUGCUGUUGCAGUGGGACAGCACGGCCAAGUGCAGGUGAAUGGAUCCCUGGUCAAUCUGCCCCUUGUCCUAGCAUCAGGGAAACUCUAUGCCUAUUACAGCGGCUCAUCUGUCAUCAUCCAGACAGAAUUUGGCCUCUCUAUAUCUUAUGACUGGUCCCACUAUGUGACAAUUACUAUACCUGAGAUUUACUCUGGGCUGGUCUGCGGGCUCGGAGGAAACUUCAAUGGGAACCAAAAAUUAACCUGCCCCCCCAACAGCCACUACGAGCUCUGUGGACCUUCCUGCCCAGCCUCUUGUGCCCACCCAGCUGUGCCCUCCCUCUGCCGGACUGCGUGUGAAGAAGGGUGCCAGUGUGACCCUGGCUUUGUGCUGAGUGGCACUGACUGUGUGCCUCGGGGGCAGUGCGGCUGCACCCACAAUGGCAGAUACCACCUGGCAGGGGAAAGCUUCUGGGAAGGAGAAAAUUGCCAGAGAUUGUGCAGAUGUGACGGCUCCUCCCACUCUGUCCAGUGCUCCCGCUCUGCCUGUGCCCCUGGGGAAUUCUGUGGCACUCGAAAGGGGGUUUAUGGGUGCCAUGAACGAACCAACGGCACCUGCUGGGCUUCUGGGCUGCCGCAUUACACGACGUUUGAUGGGAAGCGAUACGAUUUCCAGGGCACCUGCAAAUAUGUCUUUGCUGAACUGUGUGGGGCAUCAAAGUCCUCACCCUUCUUCAGAGUGGAAGUGAAGAACGGAAACCUGCCCCAUGUUCCUGUGGCUGUGACCUCAGAGGUGUUUGUCCUUGUGAACAAGACUCAGAUCCAUCUGCAGAGAGGGCAGCACAGGACAGUCAAGAUUGAUGGGGUCACUGCGACUCUCCCAGUGAGUGUCAAUGCAGGAGAAAUCAUCAUUUACCAGGCUGGACUAUACACGGUAGUGAAAACAGAGUUUGGGCUGAGUGUGAGCUAUGACCUGGCCCACAGCCUCUUUGUCACCCUAUCCCCUGAGCACCGAGGCCAGACCUGUGGGCUUUGUGGGAACUUCAAUGGGGCCGCUGAGGAUGAUUUUGUGAUGCGUAAUGGCUCCCAUGGGAAGGACGCCUUCCUCUUUGCUGCAGGCUGGAAGUCGGAGGAUGUCCCUGGCUGUGACAAUGGCUGCUCCGAUUCCUGCCCUGGGUGUGAAGAGGAAGAAAGUCUGGUGCAGUCCAAGUCCCGUUGCUGGGUGAUCCAGGAUCCCAACGGGCCGUUCACCUCUUGCCACUCCCAGAUUGACCCAGGCCCCUAUUUGUCUGAUUGUAUCUUUGACCUAUGUGUGUCAGGAGGGGAGAGCAGAGUCCUGUGUGAGUCCAUUCAGACAUACACAGCCGCCUGCCAGAGAGCGAAUGUCUCCAUCUCACCUUGGAGGAACGAGUCUUUCUGUGGCCUUUCGUGCCCCCACCACAGUCACUAUGAGCUCUGUGAGACUCACUACCAGGACCUGUGUGCUGGAUCCUGGCUUCAGAAGUACUGCGGGCACACAUGUUCUGAGGGGUGUUUUUGUAAUGACGGGUACCUGUGGAGUGGGGAUGAGUGUGUCUUGCCAGAGCACUGCGGCUGUGAGCACAAUGGAUCCUACUACAAGGUCGGAGACCACGUCUGGUUCUCUGGUUGUACCCAGAGAUGUAGCUGUGACUCCCGAGACCAUUUCCGUUGCUUCCGAGCUAAGUGCUACCCAGGCCAGCAGUGUGCUGUGAAGAACAGCAAGCUGGGAUGCCAGAGUCUCUUGACGACAUGUGUUGUAACAGGGGAUCCUCACUACUUUACAUUUGAUGGGGCUGUGGCACAUUUCCAAGGCAUAUGUGACUAUGAGAUCUCCCACACCUGCAACUCCUCCUUGGACUUGUCUUUCCGCGUGGUGACAGCCAACCGGCAUUUCCGGAAUCCCCGGGUGUCUUUCGUUUACCGAGUGGAAAUCUGGCUCAGCACUGCCAAUUUUAAUGCUCACAUUGUCCUAGAGAGAGGCAAAGCUGUCCAUGUUAAUGGGCUGCGGACUCGCUUGCCAGCACAUCUGGGAACGGUUGCCAAAGUCCUGAGACUGAAGAACAUGCUAACGGUGAGAGCAAAGGGCAGCCUGGAGAUCCAGUUUAAUGGUGCCAGUAGCUUGUUUGUCCGUGUGGGCCCAGAGUAUCGGAAGCAGCUGUGUGGAAUGUGUGGGAAUUUCAAUGGCAAUCCCAUGGACGAUAAGGUCCUGCCCAGCGGAGAGAGGGCCAGGAACAACACAGAGUUUGGGAACGCCUGGAUUUCUGACACCAGCCCUCCCGGGUGUACAAAUGACACCGGCAACCUUGUGCCUUGUCCCAAAUUACACGUGUUCCAGCAGCUGUGUGGGAUCUUAACGAACCGCUCGGGACCUUUCUCUGAAUGUCACUGGCACCAGAGCCCAGCCCCUUACUACGAGUCCUGUGUCUACGACCUUUGUCAGUAUGGCCUGGGCAAUCGCAUGCUGUGCACAGCUAUCGAAUCUUACGAUGAGAUGUGCACCAUUGUCGGUGUGAAAAUGGCAAACUGGAGACCGCGGAUGGGAUGCAGUUUCACUUGCCCAGCCAAGAAUUAUUUUGACUUCUGUGGCCCUGCCUGCCCUGCCACUUGUGCCAACCUUAGUGCACCCCUGCUCUGCACCAAGCCCUGCGUGGCAGGAUGCUUCUGUCGGGAAGGGUAUGUUCUGGACGCUGGACGCUGUGUGCCUGUGAGCCAGUGCGGCUGCAUGUUGAAUGGUCAGUAUCACCAGCUGGGAGAGGAGGUGAUCCUGACAGACACCUGCCGCAGGAAAUGCAGCUGCCGGCAGCCUUCCCAGCCCAUGCAGUGCCAGGAUCAUGCCUGUGGGGCUCUGGAGAUAUGCAGCGUUGUGGAUGGCAUCCGAGGCUGUUACCCUGUGACGUUCGGCACCUUAUGGGUGUUUGGCCACUCCCACUACACCACGUUUGACGGAGUCAUGUUUGAUUAUCAAGGAGCCUGCAAAUACACCCUGAGCAAGUACUGUGGCCCCCCAGGGAUCCUCCCCAACUUCGCCAUCAAAGUGGAGAAGGAGCACAAAGGAUCCAUCGCUGUGUCCUGGAUGCGCCUGGUGGAGCUACAUGUCUAUGGAGAGCGUAUUGCUAUAGCCGCGGGACAGUAUGGUCAAGUGCAGGUGAACGGAUCCCUGGCCAAUCUGCCUCUGGUCCUCGCAUCAGGCAAACUCUAUGCCUAUUUCAGUGGCUCGUCUGCUGUGGUCCAGACAGACUUUGGUCUCUCUGUGUCCUACGACUGGUCCCACUCUGUGUUGGUUUCUGUUUCUGAGAUCUACUCUGGGUCACUGUGUGGACUAGGUGGGGAUUUCAAUGGGAACCGGAGCGAUGAUUUCCGGACCCCGAACGGUUCUGUGGUCCAUGAUGCUGUCACCUUUGGCAACAGCUGGAAGGAUGCUGAUUCCCCUUUUCACUGCACGGCCGUUGGGCUCCCAGCCCAGUGUAACGAAAUGGAACUAGCCCAGUACAGGUCUCAGAGCUACUGCGGGCUCAUCACAGACUCAGCUGGGCCUUUUCAAGAGUGUAACCAGCUGGCUGAUGCUCAGGUUCACUUUGAGAGCUGCGUGCGGGAUGUGUGCACAACUCGAGGCAGCCGCGAGACCCUGUGUCAAGUGCUUCGCAGUUAUGCCCAGCGGUGCCAAAGUCGUGGCAUUGCCAUUGAGCCAUGGAGACAGCGGGCUGGAUGUGGUAAGCAGACGAGUCCCAAUAUAUGGAGAAUGUUACCUCAGGCUCCCCAGAUCAUCUUUGUUUCCUUGGUCUGA
Molecule: messenger RNA, 4806 nt
Organism: Gopherus evgoodei (Goodes thornscrub tortoise)
Lineage: Eukaryota; Metazoa; Chordata; Testudines; Testudinidae
Product: IgGFc-binding protein-like
Exons: 12
Coding region: 1-4806 (1601 amino acids)
Source: RefSeq, a predicted model, not a curated record